Molecule: messenger RNA, 1567 nt
Organism: Nerophis lumbriciformis (worm pipefish)
Lineage: Eukaryota; Metazoa; Chordata; Actinopteri; Syngnathiformes; Syngnathidae
Biological process (GO): double-strand break repair involved in meiotic recombination
Source: RefSeq, a predicted model, not a curated record
CGUCGAGCUGGUGUUUAAUUGGGCGCCUAAAUGUAAGUUGAGAAAGAGAAGAUGACUGAAAAGAGUGCGAAGACCCACAGAAAAGGCAGCACAGAUCCAACCCAGCUUUUUUCCCUCGAGGCAACAAGUGGUGUUGUUGACAGUUCUUUUCAAUCACAGGAUGUGUGUGAUUUCGUCAAAGCGAGUGUUGCUUCACCACCGUGUUCCCACUUGCCUUUAAAGAAGUGUCUCAUCAUUUGUGAAAAAGUAAAAGUAGCAGGACAAUCUUCUCUCACCAAAGUAGGCAUCAUCAUUCACACCAAGCUUGAACAAUCAAGUGUGAGUGAGGCUUCUGAAGCACAACAACAAAACACAGUCAUCAGUUCUCAACUGGAGAGCGAUAAUGAAAAGAACAACGGCGAGCACGGAAAGAAAGAACAAAUGAAAGAGGAAUGUUACCAGACACUGUCCCUAACAUGCACGGAUCAGCACCAGAUACUGACCUCUGAAGAGACAAGUGGAAGUGCUGUGGAAGAUCGGCAGACAACAAAGAACAGACUUCCGGGGGAUUCAGAGACUAAACAAGCAGCCCCAACUAUCGUGAGUGACAGCAAAAGAGAGCAAACUGAAACAUCUGCAGGAGAAACAGCCAAGAAGAAGAGAAGGAUGAGUAUGUGUGGUCUGACAGAGAAGGAACAAAGCCUUUUUUUACAGAUAAAAAAUGGACAUUGCGGACAAGAGCAAGCAGAAGGGCCAAAAUGUGUCAGUACAGCUGACACUGAACCUUCAUUCUUGCUUGCAUCCUCAACUCCUGCAAACAUCCCACAAACAAAGGGGGAAGAAGUACAUGCAUCCAGUGACAGGCCAGAAGCAGAAGUCCGCAUUUCAUGCAUUCCUAAUGGGAGUAAGACCUCGUGUAAGCCAAGUUGUUUGAAGGACAAAGAUCAGAAACAGGACUUAGUUCCUGGUCCUGAUUCAACAGAGGCCUCACAGUCAGAGCCACCAGAGGAAGAGAAACAACAUUUUGACCAUGCAAAGCCACAGGGAGCAGUGUGUGUAUCAUCAACUUAUCGGGAUGUGGAUGUUGCCAUAGCAACGUAUGACAAAACAAAUGAGACUUGUGCUGAUUCUAGCAAAACACAACUUCCAUCUGCUGACUCUCACCAAGUAUGUGUUGAAGUGUGUGAGGCUACACCCUCUGGUGCUUCAGGACAGAAUGACAUGUGUGAUUUUUAUCAUCAAGCUGCUGAUGUAAACAAAGGGAACACAGCAAACACCAACACACACCUGCUGGAAUGUGAAGACUACCAUUUUGUUUCUGACACACAACUCAACAACAUCUCAUUCGUACAGGAUGAGGCAGCAAAGGAGGACGAAGACGAAUGUUCAGAAGACGCAACACAACUCGUGUGUGGACUCAUUAAAGAACUUUCCUUUCUCAAUCGAACCGUCAUGGCCGCUCAUCGAGAGCUUGAGAACAUGCGGCGUUCCAGGAAGAACUCCAGGAAGCUACCCCGCUGAGAAGCUUAUAUUAUUAUUAUUAUUAUUAUUAUUAUAUUUAGGUUAUUUCUUUAUAACACUAACUGAA